Messenger RNA from Anas platyrhynchos (mallard), 1957 nucleotides. It is a transcript of the gene FOXD3, whose product is annotated as forkhead box D3. The record is from RefSeq and is a predicted model, not a curated record. Gene Ontology annotation, molecular function: RNA polymerase II cis-regulatory region sequence-specific DNA binding; DNA-binding transcription factor activity, RNA polymerase II-specific. NCBI's taxonomy places the organism in Eukaryota, Metazoa, Chordata, Aves, Anseriformes, Anatidae. Gene Ontology annotation, biological process: anatomical structure morphogenesis; cell differentiation; regulation of transcription by RNA polymerase II.
CGGCGGGCGGCGGCGCUCGGAGGAGCCGCGGCGGGGAGGCGAGGGGGAGGCCCGCCGCCGGGGCCGCCCCGGGGCCGCCGCCGCCGCCGGGAGCGGGCGGGGGCCCCGUCGGAGGCGCGGGGAUGACCCUGUCGGGAGGCGGCAGCGCCAUGGCCGGGCAGAGCGCGCUGGCGGCGGAGGACGUGGACAUCGACGUGGUGGGCGAGGGAGACGACGGGCUGGGCAAGGAGAGCGACGGCGAGGCCCGCAGCCCCGGGGCGCCGCCGCUGGACGGGGCGGCGGAGCCGGCGCUGCCCGCCGAGGUGGGAGCCGAGAGCGGCAGCAGCGGCAGCGGCAGCCCGGCCCCGGCGGGCCCCGGCGGAGCGGCCGAGGGCGGCAAGGGGGGCGGCGGAGGCGGCGGCGGCGGCGAGGACGGGGCGAGCGGAGCGGCGGCGGCGGCGGCGGGGCAGAGCAAGCCCAAGAGCAGCCUGGUGAAGCCGCCCUACUCGUACAUCGCGCUGAUCACCAUGGCCAUCCUGCAGAGCCCGCAGAAGAAGCUGACGCUGAGCGGCAUCUGCGAGUUCAUCAGCAACCGCUUCCCCUACUACCGGGAGAAGUUCCCCGCCUGGCAGAACAGCAUCCGCCACAACCUCUCGCUCAACGACUGCUUCGUCAAAAUCCCCCGGGAGCCCGGCAACCCGGGCAAGGGCAACUACUGGACGCUGGACCCGCAGUCCGAGGACAUGUUCGACAACGGCAGCUUCCUCCGGCGGAGGAAGCGCUUCAAGCGGCACCAGCAGGAGCACCUGCGGGACCAGACGGCGCUCAUGAUGCAGGGUUUCGGCGCCUACGGCCUGGCCGGGCCCUACGGCCGCCCCUACGGGCUGCACCCCGGCGCCUACCCGCACCCCGCGGCCGCCGCCGCCGCGCUGCAGUACCCCUACAUCCCCCCCGUCGGGCCCAUGCUGCCGCCCGCCGUGCCGCUGCUGCCGUCCAGCGAGCUGAGCCGCAAAGCCUUCAACUCGCAGCUCGGCCCCAGCCUGCAGCUGCAGCUCGGCAGCCUGGGAGCCGCCGGCUCCAUCGUCAAGUCGGAGCCCAGCAGCCGCCCGUCGUUCAGCAUCGAGAACAUCAUCGGCGGCCCCGCCGCCAGCUCGGCGGCAGGAGCCCAGACUUUCCUGCGGCCGCCCGUCACCGUGCAGUCGGCCCUCGUGGCCCACCAGCCGCUGGCACUCGCCCGGACCACCGCGGCCAUCGCCCCCAUCCUCAGCGUGCCUACCAACAUCAUCGCCGGCCAGUUCCUGCAGCCCGCCGCCCCGGCCGCCGCCGUGCAGGCCAAGUGGCCGGCUCAGUAGCCCAAGUGGCCGGCCCGGUAGCCAGGGUGGCCGGCCAGGUAGCCCAAGUGGCCGGCCCGGUAGCCCCCGGGUGGCCGGCUCGGUAGCCAGGGUGGCCGGUCCGGUAGCCCCAAGGUGGCCGGCCCAGUAGCCUAAGCGGCCGGCCCGGUAGCCCCGCCGUGCCCCUCGGAUGGAUGGAUGGAUGGACGGACGGACAGACGGCCGGCCGGCCGGACAGACAGACAGACCGCUGCCGGCAGCGCCUGCCGCUGCUUUUCGGGCUUUUUAUUUUUCUAAAGAGGCGAAAGGACGGUCGCGACCAGCAGCCGCGGGCUUUCACUUUUUUUGAAGGUUCCGGCGCUCCGAGCGGUUUUAUCCGAAAUAAGCGAGAGAACGAAAAAAAAAAAAAAAAAGAACGGGAAAAAAAAAAUGUAUAAAGAAAUAAGCGGGGAAAUUUUAAAUAGUUAAACGAACGAACAGCAGGCAACAGCGAGAAAAAAAAAUUGGAGACGAAAGAAAAAAAAAAAAAGGAGGAAAACGCUGUCAUUCUAUUAGAGAAGUCUGUUUAUAUAUGAAUGAAUAUAUGUAUUCUAAAUGUUAUCCCUUCGUGUUGUACACAACUUUGUAAAUAAAUUUUUAAAACGCUC